Molecule: messenger RNA, 1851 nt
Organism: Salarias fasciatus (jewelled blenny)
Lineage: Eukaryota; Metazoa; Chordata; Actinopteri; Blenniiformes; Blenniidae
Product: collagen alpha-2(I) chain-like
Exons: 1
Source: RefSeq, a predicted model, not a curated record
CUUGUGUCAGUGAUCUUUAUUCUGUGUGCGUCUGUUUUCAGAGGAGGCUAUUCUGUUUGCCUUAAAGAUGCCAAAAUAAAAACUCAAGUAUCCAGAAUUCUCCGGGGCCUCCAGUGUCUCCGGGGCCUCCGGUGUCUCCGGGGCCUCCGGGGUCUCCGGGGCCUCCGGGGUCUCCGGUGCCCCUGGGGUCUCCGGUGUCUCCAGGGCCUCCAGUGUCUCCGGGGCCUCCAGUGUCUCCGGGGCCUCCGGUGUCUCCGGGGUCUCCAGUGUCUCCGGGGCCUCCGGUGUCUCCGGGGCCUCCGGUGUCUCCGGGCCUCCGGUGUCUCCGGGGCCUCCGGUGUCUCCGGUGUCUCCGGGGCCUCCGGUGUCUCCGGUGUCUCCGGGGCCUCCGGUGUCUCCGGGGCCUCCGGUGUCUCCGGUGUCUCCGGGGCCUCCGGUGUCUCCGGUGUCUCCGGGGCCUCCGGUGUCUCCGGGGCCUCCGGUGUCUCCGGGGUCUCCGGUGCCCCUGGGGUCUCCGGGGCCUCCAGUGUCUCCGGUGUCUCCGGGGCCUCCAGUGUCUCCGGUGUCUCCAGGGCCUCCAGUGUCUCCGGGGCCUCUGGGGUCUCCGGGGCCUCCGGGGUCUCUGGGGCCUCCAGUGUCUCCAGGACCUCCAGUGUCUCCGGGGCCUCUGGGGUCUCCGGUGCCCCUGGGGCCUCCGGGGUCUCCGGGGCCUCCAGUGUCUCCGGGGCCUCCAGUGUCUCCGGUGUCUCCGGGGUCUCCGGGGCCUCCGGUGCCCCUGGGGCCUCCAGUGUCUCCGGGGCCUCCAGUGUCUCCGGGGCCUCCAGUGUCUCCAGUGUCUCCGGUGUCUCCAGGGUCUCCGGGGUCUCCGGUGCCCCUGGGGCCUCCAGUGUCUCCGGGGCCUCCAGUGUCUCUGGGGCCUCCGGGGGAACCAGAAACCUCACAACCGGAAAACAAAUGAGCAAAUAUGUGAAAUGCCAAAUAGUGUCAGGAGGAUGGGGCUCGUUUCCAUAAUCCCAGAUAUCCCACAAUCCCCCUGCUGUCACAUCCUCCCCACCAGGAGGACUCAGGCUCUUCUGGUCUUGGUUUCAGGGGCUGGAAGUUUGUGGUUGCUCGGGACACUGGUUCGAAUCCUGAAAUCUAACCAGCAUUAGUUGUAAUGAGUUGCUGUGCUGACUUGUGUGAAGAGUGUCUGUAAGGAUCCAGGUGCUAAAUGACAGCGCUGUGUACGUCCUUCGCUUUACUUUCAAUCUGUUCUUGUUCCAGAUUUCAUUCUGAAUGAAGUUCUCAGGGAAAGCUAGUCAUGGUUAAAGGGAGCUGCUGUUUUCUCGUUUGUCCGCCGCACCACGCCGUCUACAGCCGUCUACAGCCGUUUACAGCUGUUUACAGCCGUCUGCAGCCCUACCCCGGCCGUCUGCAGCCCUACCCCGGCCGUCUGCAGCCCUACCCCGGCCGUCUGCAGCCCUACCCCGGCCGUCUGCAGCCCUAUCCCGGCCGUCUGCAGCCCUACCCCGGCCGUCUGCAGCCCUACCCCGGCCGUCUGCAGCCCUACCCCGGCCGUCUGCAGCCCUACCCCGGCCGUCUGCAGCCCUACCCCGGCCGUCUGCAGCCCUACCCCGGCCGUCUGCAGCCCUAUCCCGGCCGUCUGCAGCUCUAUCCCGGCCGUCUGCAGCCCUACCCCGGCCGUCUGCAGCCCUACCCCGGCUGUCUGCAGCCCUAUCCCGGCCGUCUGCAGCCCUACCCCGGCCGUCUGCAGCCCUACCCCGGCUGUCUGCAGCCCUAUCCCGGCCGUCUGCAGCCCUACCCCGGCCGUCUGCAGCCCUAUCCCGGCCGUCUGCAGCCCUAUCCCGGCCG